Molecule: messenger RNA, 1930 nt
Organism: Caenorhabditis angaria
Lineage: Eukaryota; Metazoa; Nematoda; Chromadorea; Rhabditida; Rhabditidae
Source: the annotation of a GenBank genome assembly
AUGGCACCAAACGGAAAAAUGCGCGAAAUUGUUUCGAUUCACAUCGGCCAAGCCGGUGUUCAAAUCGGAAAUGCUUGUUGGGAAUUAUAUUGCCUUGAACACGGUAUUUCACCAGAUGGAACUAUGCCAACUGAUCAAAGUCUUGGUGUUGAAGAUCAAUCAUAUAACACAUUUUUCUCUGAAACUCCAGCAGGUAAGAAAUUGCAAAAAUAAAAGAAGAAAAUGAGAAAUUGAUGAUCAAAUCAAAAAUGAAUUCAAUUUCAAAUUCGAAUUUAAAAAUUUGAAUUAUAAUCUAUGCAAUUUACAGGAAAACACGUUCCACGAGCAUGUUUUGUAGAUUUGGAACCAACAGUUAUUGAUGAGGUUGGACCAAGAACAAAAAAUUUAACAAAAUAAUUUCUUACAAAAUUGAAUUCAGGUUCGCACUGGAACAUAUGCCAAAUUGUUUCAUCCAGAACAAUUGAUUUCUGGAAAAGAAGAUGCUGCAAAUAAUUAUGCUCGAGGACAUUAUACAAUUGGAAAAGAAUUAAUUGAUGUUGUUAUGGAUCGAGUUCGAAGAUUAACUGAAAGAUGUCAAUCACUUCAAGGUUUCUUGAUUUUUCAUUCUUUUGGAGGUGGAACUGGAAGUGGAUUCACAUCACUUGUUAUGGAAAGAUUAUCGAUUGAUUAUGGAAAAAAAGCAAAACUCGAAUUCUCAAUUUAUCCAGCUCCACAGAUCAGCACAUGUUAGUUUCUUGAUUUUUUUAUUUAUGACUUUUGUUUUAUUGUAAAUAUAAUUUUAAAAAUGUUCAGCGAUGGUCGAACCAUAUAAUUCUCUUCUUACAACACAUACAACUCUUGAACAUUCCGAUUGUUCAUUUAUUAUGGAUAAUGAAGCAAUUUAUGAGAUAACAAAAGUGAAUCUUGGUGUUCGAAGUCCAACUUAUACACAUUUGAACAGAUUAUUGGCACAAGUUGUUUCUUCAAUUACAGCAUCACUUCGUUUUGAUGGAGCAUUAAAUGUUGAUUUGACUGAAUUCCAAACUAAUUUGGUUCCUUAUCCAAGAAUUCAUUUCCCAUUGGUUACUUAUGCGCCAAUUAUUUCAGCGUAAGAUUUUUGGGCGAAAAAGUUAUUAUAACAUGAGAGGGAAAACUGGAAUUUCAAAGAAAUUUGGAUACUGUAGAAUUUUUUCGACAAUUCGAAAAUCGGGACAGCAAAUUUGAACGACUCUAAUUGACGAUAAUCGACCAUUCUGAACUAUGAUGUGCAAUCAGAAUUCAAGAUUAGGCAAAAAAAUGAACUUUAAAAUCACCUCAAAGCUCAUUUCCACUUGUUCAGCAUAAGAAUUUAAGAAUUCAAACUUUUUUUGACUAUUUCAUGUUUGCAGCGAAAAAGCAUAUCACGAACAAUUAACAGUUUCUGAAAUCACAAAUGCAUGUUUCGAACCUGGAAGUCAAAUGGUAAAAUGUGAUCCUCGAAAUGGAAAAUAUAUGGCAUGUUGUCUUUUGUAUCGUGGAGAUGUUGUUCCAAAAGAUAUCAAUUCCGCAAUUUCAACAAUUAAAACAAAACGAGCAAUUCAAUUUGUUGAUUGGUGUCCAACUGGUUUCAAAGUUGGAAUUAAUUAUCAGCCACCAACUGUUGUUCCCGGAGGAGAUUUGGCUAAAUUACAACGAGCUGUUUGUAUGUUAUCAAAUACAACUGCAAUUCAAGAAGCUUGGGCGAGAUUAGAUCAUAAAUUUGAUUUGAUGUAUGCUAAACGAGCAUUUGUUCAUUGGUAAGAUAUUGGAUUUAAGAUAUUGGAGGGGAUAAAAAUAGAUAAUUUGUAGGUAUGUUGGUGAAGGAAUGGAAGAAGGAGAGUUUUCGGAAGCAAGAGAAGAUAUGGCAGCAUUGGAAAAAGAUUAUGAAGAAGUUGGAGUUGAUUCUUUUGAUCCAAAUGAAGAUGAAUACUAA